GUAGGAACCAAGCGAACAGUAAUAACAAUGAUAAUAGUUGGAUUUUUGGGCAGGCUUUUCUUGUUCCAUCUUCACUUCAGGUAAUAUACAAAAGGCUUUCUAAAAUAGCACAUCCGUCGUUCCUCGUCCCAUUCUUCUUCGCCGUCGCACAUCGGUCACACCACAAAUCCUGCGAAAUGGCUAGCCAUUUCAAGCCUCCGGCUUACUCGCAAAAGUUUCCCGACCUCCCCCAGUUCUCGGGAUUCAUGAAGCCAUGCCGAUUUCAGGGCGAAGCUUCCAACCUGGAAGUCCAAGGCUCAAUCCCUCCCGAAAUUGAUGAUACCUUUUAUCGUGUCAUGCCCGAUCCGCAGUUCGUCCCUUUUAUAGAGAACGAUCCGUGGUUCAACGGCGAUGGGAAUAUUAGCGCGUUCCGCAUCAAGGAUGGGCGCUGCGACUUCAAGCAGCGUUAUGUGCAGACGGAAAAGUUUGUGCGUGAGCGAGAUGCAAAAAGGGCAUUGUUAGGCAAAUAUCGAAACAAGUACACGGAUGCAGUCGAGUUCAAAGUUCGCAGCACCGCCAACACCAACAUUAUCUAUUUCAACGGCCGCCUGCUCGCCUGCAAGGAGGACUCUCCACCCUACUGCUUGGACCCGGAAACCCUUGAAACCAUGUGGCUCGAGACCUUUGACGGCCAGCUGCCGAGCCUGACGUUUACGGCGCACCCCAAGGUGGACGCGCACACUGGGGAGCUCAUCUGCUUCGGCUACGAAGCCCGCGGCGAUGGCACCCCGGACGUGUGCUACUUUACCUUUGACAAGAAGGCAGCCAUUCUCGAGACGGUUUGGUUGGUCGCUCCCGUUGUCGCCAUGAUCCACGACUUUGCUGUCACGGAGAACUGGGUGCUAUUUCCAAUCAUCCCCCAGACAUGCGAUCUGGAGCGGAUGGAGAAAGGCGGGGAGCAUUGGCAGUGGAAUCCCGACAUUCCUUUUUACUUGGGCGUUUUGCCGCGGCGUGGAGCAAAGGGGUCAGAUAUCAAGUGGUUCAAAGCGCCAAACUCCUUCCCCGGCCACACCGUGAACGCCUACGAGGACGAGUCGGGCAACAUCGUCUUCGACCUACCCCUGACCAACACAAACGUCUUCUUCUGGUGGCCCGACGCCCAGGGCAACUCCCCCGACCCCAAGGAGAUCGCCGCGCGCCUGGUGCGCUUCACCUUUGACCCGCGGUCCGCCGAGCGGGACCUGCCGGAGCCCGAGGUGCUCUGCAGGCUGGACUGCGAGUUCCCGCGCGUCGACGACCGCGUCUCCAUGGCCAGGCACGCGCGGGCCUUUUUCGACAUGACGGACCCCGCCCUGCCCACCGACAUGGCCGCCAUUAUGCGUCUCGGGGGCGGCGGCCACCCCAUGUACAACUGCAUCGGCCACCUGGACUACGCCACGGGCCGGCUGGACCGCUACUUCCCCGGCAGCACGCACCUGGUGCAGGAGCCCGUGGUGGUGCCGAGGUCGAGGGACGUGCCCGAGGGCGACGGCUGGGUCGUGGUCCUGGUGAACAACUACGCCAACAUGUCGAGCGAGCUGCACAUUGUCGACACCAGGGACUUGUCCAAGGCGCAGGCCAUCGUCUACCUGCCUGUCAGGCUGAGGGCCGGACUGCAUGGGAACUGGGUAGAUGCCGGGGAUAUCAAAGGGUAG
Pyricularia oryzae 70-15 is the source of this 1673-nucleotide messenger RNA. RefSeq lists its product as uncharacterized. The transcript is spliced from 5 exons. The record is from RefSeq and is a predicted model, not a curated record. Gene Ontology annotation, molecular function: carotenoid dioxygenase activity. NCBI's taxonomy places the organism in Eukaryota, Fungi, Ascomycota, Sordariomycetes, Magnaporthales, Pyriculariaceae. Gene Ontology annotation, biological process: carotene catabolic process. The coding region runs from base 177 to 1673 and encodes 498 amino acids.